GCCCAUACUUUAUUUAAUGCCCUUUUGACAACAUCCCAAUCGGAUCUCUGAAUUCCCUUCUUCUCUCGGAACAAAGAUGGAGCACUCAACUGCACCUCACAUAGUGGCUUUACCUUUUCCAGCAGAAGGCCACAUCAAACCCAUGUUUAACCUAACCAAACUUCUUUCCCACAGAGGCCACAGAAUCACCUUCGUAAACACAAAUCACAACCAAAAUCGCCUUCUCCAAUUCACAGACUUACCAUCAUUCCACACCCAAUUUCCCGAUUUCCACUUUGCAUGCAUCACUGAUGACUCUCGGAACGACUUUGCAGUAAUAGUAUCCCCGACAAGUAGGUCAAAGGUUGCGGAAGAGUUCCGAGAAUUGUUGUCGAGCUUUGUGGAGAAAGAGAAACCUUGUUGCAUCGUAGCUGAUGGGAUGAUGUCAACGAUUGCUAUGGACGUUGCUCAAGAGUUGGAGAUUCCGGUGAUCGCAUUCCGAACCUACAGUGCUACUGCCACGUGGGUCACAAUCCACUUAAGCAAAAUUAUUCAGGAGGGAGUCAUGGACCUGCAGCAUCAGGAAGAUAUAGAUAAGAUUCUCUCAAGCAUGCCAGGAUUAGAGAAUGUAUUAAGAGACCGUGAUCUUCCAUCAGUUAUCAAAAUGAAACCUGGAAAUUUUGGCGUUGAUUUCUACAUCAAAGAAACCUUAUCCAUGACUCAAGCCUCUGGUCUUAUACUUAACACCUUUGAUGAGCUAGAAGCCCCUAUUAUCUCUAAGCUCACUACUAUAUUUCCCAAAGUUUACACUAUUGGUCCUCUUCACUCUCUCAUAAAGACUCAAAUCACAAACAAUAGUCCAUCAACCCUUCAUUUGAGAAAAGAAGAUAGAAAAUGCAUAACUUGGCUUGAUCAACAAAAUGCAAAAUCAGUUUUGUAUGUUAGCUUUGGCACUGUAGUGAAGUUGUCACAUGAGCAACUAUUAGAGUUUUGGCACGGGUUGGUGAAUAGUUUGAAGCCUUUCUUGUGGGUUAUCCGAAAGGACCUGAUCAACAAAGAUGGUUUGGAUAACAAUGUGCCUAUAGAGGUUGAGUUGGGUACUAAAGAGAGGGGGCUUUUGGUGGAAUGGGCCCCUCAAGAGGAGGUUCUGGCCCACCCUGCUGUGGGUGGGUUUUUGACACAUUGUGGUUGGAAUUCUACAAUCGAGUCUAUUGUUGAAGGUGUGCCCAUGCUUUGUUGGCCGUUGAUAGCUGAUCAGACGAUCAAUAGUAGGUGUGUGAGUGAGCAAUGGGGGAUUGGGCUUGACAUGAAUGGGACAUGCGAUAGGUUGAUUGUAGAGAAGAUGGUGAAGAAUGUGAUGGAGAAUCAGAUGAAAGAGAUCAUAAGCUCUACGAAUGAGAUUUCAGAAAAAGCACGUGAUAGUGUUAAAGAAACUGGUUCUUCGUAUCAUAAUAUAGAGAAUUUGGUCCAGAACAUAAGGUCAAUGAGUAUAAGGAAAUGAUAUUGAGAACUACUUGGUAGACUUGUCAUAAAUGUAGAUGAUAUAAUGAAUUUUAAUUUUUGAGUAAUGCUACAUGGACAUUUAUUAUAACAACUUA
This is a messenger RNA of Cajanus cajan (pigeon pea), 1577 nucleotides long. RefSeq names its product 7-deoxyloganetic acid glucosyltransferase. Gene Ontology annotation, molecular function: quercetin 3-O-glucosyltransferase activity; quercetin 7-O-glucosyltransferase activity. Lineage: Eukaryota; Viridiplantae; Streptophyta; Magnoliopsida; Fabales; Fabaceae. The record is from RefSeq and is a predicted model, not a curated record.